CAUUCAAGCCCUGAAGUAUUUGGAUAAAUAUUAACUGUAACCUUUUCGCAUUUGCACUCUUUCCCUCACUGUUUGUAUUAUUCGAUGUUAUAGUUUAUCGCAAGGUGCAUUUACUAUUUUUGAAAUUUUAUUUUUAUCUGCUAUCAUCCGUCGUUAUUGAAACCAACACACAUAGAUUUUAAAUAAGUUGGAAUAAGGAAUGGCUUUAGGAGAAGCAUGUGAAGUUUGUAAAAAAAGUGCUUCAAAAUAUAAAUGUCCAGUAUGUCUCAUCAAAUUUUGUUGUGUGGCAUGUUUUAAAACUCAUAAAUCAAGUGAGACUUGUGUAAAACCAGAACCUGUUGUUGAACAAAAACCACCAGUUGAAGAGCAACCAUAUGAGUUUGAAACUGAGGAUACAGUGAAACCUGAAAAGUUAAAUCUUUUACGUGAUGAUCCUGAUGUUCGGAAAGAUUUAGAAAACUCUCAUUUGCGGAAAAUGUUGGAGGAGUUGAACUUAACGCGGAAUCCAGACGUGUUCAUUGAACAAGCAAUGAAAGAGCCACUCUUUGAAGAGUUCGUAACUCAUUGUCUCCAAGUUGUUGAGGAUGAAAACUGAGGAAUGUAUUGUUAUGUAUAUAUUGUAAUUUACUGUUGUUUGUAAAAAUGUAUUAAAAAAAAAUCUUUUUU
Molecule: messenger RNA, 666 nt
Organism: Argiope bruennichi
Lineage: Eukaryota; Metazoa; Arthropoda; Arachnida; Araneae; Araneidae
Product: zinc finger HIT domain-containing protein 3-like
Exons: 5
Coding region: 200-595 (131 amino acids)
Molecular function (GO): protein binding
Source: RefSeq, a predicted model, not a curated record